This is a messenger RNA of Cinara cedri, 4868 nucleotides long. NCBI's taxonomy places the organism in Eukaryota, Metazoa, Arthropoda, Insecta, Hemiptera, Aphididae. The record is from the annotation of a GenBank genome assembly.
UUUGGUCGUUGCGUACUUCGGCGGAAUUGAAUCUAUUGGCCCGGUGGUUUUCGAUAUUCUCUCUGUUCGCUGUGGAAAGAAUUAUUGUAGAUUUUCAACAAUUCCAACCUCAAUAACCUGGGCACAAUGUACUGUUUUACGUGUACCCGCGGCUGGCUACGGCCGUUGAAAGUUUACGGCGAUGGUCUGCGGUGUCUGAGCACACGAGGCUCGUUGAACGCCGCACAGGCGACGAACAUUAAGAAACGAACGCAGCGGCGGAAACCGUCCAUAGUCGAAGACACGGGCCAGCCACAUGGCGUGAGUUUUCAAAACCGAUAACAACGCAGAUUUCUGUCGGUCCUAUGUUAUUGAUGUUUGUCGUAGUAUGGCUUUUGGGUGCGUGGAAAAAAUGUAAAAAAAUAUCGUUAAACGUGUCGUAGAUUUUUUUUUUUUUUUUGUAUUUCUCAAGGGACAUAAAUUUGAUGGCCCCGAUAUAGUGUUGUUCCUAAAAAGAAUAGUUUUCAAUGCGACAAAUUUGUUUAAUCGGUGUGUAAUUUGUGUGAAUAUGUAAUAGUAGGUGGCUACAGUACACGUUUUAUAUCAUUUUCAUAUCGCAAUCGCAAUCGUUAAAUUGCGGUCCAUCAAAUAUCUUAAAACAGUUUGAUGUACCUGCGUAAUGUUGUAUGCGAUAAUUCACUACUCACAUUUACGCUAGUACAUACCUAUACAGUUAAAACAAAAAAAAAAAAACCAAAAAUCGCGUUUUCACAAAUAAUAACGGGUACCGACAAAUAAUGUAUGAUUUCAUAACGAGGUGUAAAAAGUGUACUGACCGAAAAUGGUCUGUAAACGGAAAAAUCGAAAAUCUGACCGGUAGAGAUUUGUCUAGGACGGUAUAGAAACAAACACAAAUAAUCUAUGUACAAUUUUCCGAUAUUUUGACAUUUUUUUCUUCUCGGACAUUUCUCCAACAUUAAUAAUAAACUAAAUAUAUCGUAGAAGUCUCCUGAUAGGUAGGUACGACAUAGCGAAAUUGCGUUCGGCGGGCACAGUAAUCGCGUUACGUCGCAGUCUUAACGUCGACGUGAAUUUUGAACGUCAUCGAGUCCGUAUAAGUAACGGUUAAAAUUUCCCAGCGAGUCAUGAGUAUUUUUCAAUUUUGUCAAUUUCACGUACCUACACCCGUUAUACGGGCAUUACAUAGGUAUGUCGCUUAAAAAUUAAAUGCCGAGAGAAAAACCGACGCACAAAACUACAAACACGGGCGGGUCAAUCGUAUUACCUGUGCGUUUGAUGCCGUGUCAAUUCAAUCUAAUAAUAUUUUUUAAUCAACAAAAACCAAAUGGCCGCUGCAAUUUUCAAAUUUGCCAAGUCGUUGGACGGACGCGCGCGCGGCUAUUACGUCUUCUGUUAAGCGUUUGUUGACGUUUUACUUGUCCGUUGAUUGCCUAUAUUUUUGAUGUUUUAAAAAUUAUUUUCGAAACCCGUCGGAUUAUAUAGAGUGAUUUUUGUAUCGUGAACCAGCAAUUAUCUCGGGGGAUUUUAAGUGAAAUUUGAUUUCUCUUUUUUUUUUUUCUAAUAAUUAUGGAAUCGUGUUAGGUUUAUUUUAAACCAAUGUUUAAUUGUUUACCCUUACUCCAUAUAUCUUUAAGUGCAUACUUUUGAUUUUCCAAUAGGAACACACCCUUCCUUUUUGAACACUGUUUUGAAUAGAGAAUAUUUUUCUAGAAAUUUUGAUAUGCAUCACACUAAUAUCAGAUUUACCGUUUAUGAGUUAAAACGGUAUAAAGUUUAGACCGGAAGAAUGGCGAAGGGUAACAAAUUGCUUAUCUAUGACCCUUCUCUACGCCUCCUCCUAUAGGAAAAUCAAAAGUAUGCAUUUAUUUAAGAUAUAUGUUGUAGGGAUAAAAAAUUAAACGUUGGUUUAAAAUAAAGCUUACACGAUUCCAUAAUUAUUAGAAAAAAAAAAAAGAAGAGAAAUCAAAUUUCACUUAAAAUCCUCUGAGAUAAUUGCUGGUUCACGAUACAAAAAUCACCAUGUGGAUUAGGCUGCGUUUUUUUUUUUUGUAUAUAAAUUGUGUAUUUAUUCGAGUGUUUAUUUGUCUACGUUAUCAUUAUUUAUUUCGUAUACCGUAUUUUAUUAUUAUAAUAAUCCACGGAUACGCGUGUUGUCGACAGUUUUGGAGCGUGUCGGCGUUCGCGACGGCCGAGGAGUUCCGGUUGGAGAAACUGCACGUGGCGCUGAAAAAGACGAAAAUUUACGAACCCACGUGCCUGUACAAAGGUUCCGACUUGGAUGAAACAGGUGAGCUAAUCGAAUAAUCUGCACAGAACAGUGACGUGUUCAGAUGAGUUAAACGGGGUGGGUGGUAUUGGGAAGUUAGGAUACAGACAGGAAUCUAAUGUAUUAUCUGUAAGCAACGAUUAACCAUUGCUAACGAAAAAAACGAUUCAUGAACUAGCAAUUAUCUCGGAGGAUUUUAAGUGAAUUUGAUUUCUGUUUUUUUCUAAUCAUUAUCGAAUUGUUUAAGCUUUAAAACCAUUUUUAAUUUUUUACCCCUAAUCCAUGUACCUUAAAUAAGUACAUACUUUUACAUGGAUUUUUCGAGGUCUUCUAAAAUCCACGACUCCGUCGGAUUGUGUAGUUAAACAUCUGAUGUUCGUACGUACUCUUACCCAGUCUAUACUUACUUACUAAAAUCGCAAAAUUUCAGAAUCCGCGGACGUCAUACACGCCGUGUCUAAAAUGCACGUCACCAACGAGCCCAGGCAUUUGUAUUUCUUUCGUGAGGGCUCGGUGGUCGGUUGGAACAUCACGGACCUCGAGGUCAAAAGUCUUGUAAAUUUUUUGACGGAUCACGAAAUCGGCCCGUACAACGAUCAGAUCAUCACAGACGAGAGGGAAAUCAUGUACUAUACGUACACGGACGACAAGUAAAUGGCUGAUAAUUCAUUACGAUAUUACAAUACAUUUCGCUUCUUAUCGUUAGUAAUCCACAGAUAAGCUUGUUGCGGCUCUCUUUAAUUCUAACGCUCAGUUUUAGGGGUGCCUAUACCGGUGGAGUAAAACGGUUGAUAUUUAAUUAUUUUCAGUUUAGAUGUAUUUAAAGUAAGAUUUUAUCAGUUCUUUUCGUUAAAACGAAAAAAUGCUUUCAAAAUAUAAAAAAGUUGAUUCUACUCGCGGGUAGAAUAUACGUCGUAUAUUAGGUUAUCAGUUUACUUUUUUCAACCGAGUGAUUUUCUUUAUAGCGAUUUUCAAAGUAGUGACCAUCUGUCGAGCAUCAGAUAUUUUUAAACGUGAAUGUUUUUCAGGAAGAGUUCCAUUAAAAAGGGUAACCUGCACCUGAUCAGAGACGAUGUGACAGCAUCAGAUUUGGACCGUUACACUUUCUCAAACGCGAUGGCUCACAGCGUCAAGUUGGGCAUAUGGGAAUCAAUGCUCGAAGAGUACAUUGAUUCUGUCGAGUAUGUAACGCAAGUGAGUGUUGUUGACCGCCGACAUCGUGUUAUUUUUUUAAAUUAAUUAGUCGUCACCCAUAUAAUCUUUUAGUGAUUGUCGUCUUCAUUCUGUUGUCUAAUAUUCCAUUUUUUAAGUAUUGUUAGCAUAGUAGUAUAUUUUAGUCUGUAAUAUGAUAAAUUUAUAGGACCUUCAAAACGGACUGCCCAUACGAAUUACCAGAAAAGAAGUAAUGAAAAAGACUGGCGAACUGUUUGGACUAAGACACAAGAUUAAUUUGAGUUCAGACCUACAAGAUUUGCCAGACUUUUACUGGGAACGGGAACAGCUGGAAACUUUCUAUCGGUCAUCCUGCAAUUAUUUCAGUAUUUCUACGCGUCUAAAGGUGUGUGUGUAUGUGUAAUCACAACAGUGUUCAAUCGGUUAAUACUUGAUCUUAAAAUUUCUUAUAAUUACCAACAAAGUUGGCAGCAAUUAAAAACUAUAAUGGUCUUAUUUUGUUUUUAAUUUUUUUCAACAACUUUUCAUUUUAGACAAUGAACCUAAAAAUAAACCAUUGCUUGGAACUAGUUGAGCUCCUAUCACACCAUCUUAGUGACAAACAUCACAUCAGAUUAGAAUGGAUGAUCAUUGUGUUGAUCAUGGUUGAGGUUGGCUUCGAAAUCAUUCACUAUACUCAGAUGUUUAUUAAAUAAACAUAUUAUGUAAGGAUAAUUUUAAUUUGUUGUUAAUAUUAUUACUUGUCAUCUCUUACAAAGACUGUGGUUUAAAGAUUUCUAUAAUUGUUUUUAAGUUUAAUUAUUACCGGUUUUUAUUGUGAAUAUUAGUUGCUAAAUACAUUUUUUAAAAAAAGGGUCAAAAAGCAAUUCAUUUUUAGUCUCAAGGAUUCUCAAUAGGAUUAAUCCACUGCCAUUCAAUUAAUUAAGUAACUCAUAUUAUUAUUAUAAUAAGAAAUAGAUUAGAAUAUAAAACAUAUAAAUUUAUAAUUGUUAAUAAAAUUGCAUUAAUUUUAUGUUUUAUGUUUACAUUUAUAGUUAAUACAUUUUGUUGUCAAAUAACAUAUUACAAAUCAAUAGAUAUUAUAAAUUGUACAACAUUAAUAAAAGUUAGUAAAAUGAGUAUAAAAAUCAAUUGCACAAUAAAAACUUAGAAAUAAACCAAUCAAAAUAAUAAUAAUAAUAUUAAAGAAUAAAUUGUUGGACGGUAUUAAAAGUAAUAAAAUGGUAAAAUUGACAUGAAAAUGUUUGUGUUAUUAUUCUGAAUUACAUAUUAAAAUUAAAAAUAAUUCUAUAAAACUAAAACACAAAUUGUUGUAGCAAUGCUAAAUUACUUGAUGUAAUGAGGAAACCAAAAUUACGGUUUACCAGACUGAUUUUUUCCGCCGAUGAUCCUAAAACAAUUAGAUAAUAAUAAUAAUAAUAUUACUAAU